AUGAAAGGCGCGGGCAACGGCCUUCCAAAACACCCGUUACAACGGUCCGCGACGAUCCGCAGCGUCCCCAGCUUCGGAGUCCAGGACUCGAGCCCAGGGAGCCUGGAGAGCAGCCAGACAGUGCAGAGCAACGCCACCAGCAAUACCUCCACGAUGGGAGACGGACACACAGGGACGUCCCCCAACAAUGCAAGAAUAGCCAUAGAAAACCACGUCGAGACGCCUUCGAAAUGGGGGAACUCUUUGGGGAGCGUCCGAGUGGUCGAGCCUGCCCCCUCACACGACGCCUCCUUUACAUCAGAGGGCGGGGACCAGCAGGAUGGACAGUGGGACUCGACAGUCGGAAAAGCAGGGUUGGGAAAGACGGGACGUGUCAUCAACAAACUCGUCAGCGACAAUGACUCCUUGAAACGAGACCUCAAGAUUGAGCGACUACGGGCGGAAGAGUCUAAGCAAGCCGCCAAGUUGCUGGAGGAUAAGAUGGAGCGCAUGGUGAGCGAGUAUGAGGGACGGCUUCUGGAGGCAAACGUGACCAAGACCCUACUGGCUAGAAAGGAGAGGCAGGUCGAAAGUCUACAGUCCGCAAUGGACCUUGAGAAGAGCAAAACGCUUGCGGCUCUGGAGCGGGAAAAAGGCUGGCGCAGUGAGCUGGAGCGAACUCAGAAGGAUUCGACGGUACAGGUGGAAGAGGCCACGACCCACGCACAGCUGAUGGAGGGACGUUACAACGCGAUAUCAUCACACUGGCGGAACCAAGGCGACGAGGUCAAGAGGGCACUGGCCAAAACCAAGGUCGAAGUCGGCAAGAUUGUUGAGGAGAGAAAAAUCGACGACAGCAAGAUCCAAACCCUUCGAGAUCUUUGCGACCAACAGGACAGCAAUCUAAAAGAGCUGCGGCGUGAGAAGGAAGAGAUUGCGCAAAAGUUUGACGCCUACAAGCAAGCCCAGGAGGAUGGCCUAAAGGACAUUAAAUCCAAUGCGAAGGCGCGCGAGGAAGAGCAGCAGCGGAUACUUGACGAGUCUCGGGAGGUUCUCCAUAAGCUCAAGUGGGCUCUGAACGUCAAGGAAAACGUCAAGGGUGCUCAAUAA
Messenger RNA from Clonostachys solani, 1089 nucleotides. The record is from the annotation of a GenBank genome assembly. NCBI's taxonomy places the organism in Eukaryota, Fungi, Ascomycota, Sordariomycetes, Hypocreales, Bionectriaceae.